Molecule: messenger RNA, 2037 nt
Organism: Physcomitrium patens
Lineage: Eukaryota; Viridiplantae; Streptophyta; Bryopsida; Funariales; Funariaceae
Source: RefSeq, a predicted model, not a curated record
GGGAGGGGGGGGGGGUGUGUGAAGGUCAUUGCGUCGCGUGAGGUUUGGCACAGGUGUAAUUCAUUUGAGCGCGAGUAGUGAGGCGUGAAGUGCAUAUCCAUGAGGAACGCGCACGAAGUUGCUCCUCAGGGAGGUUCUUCUCGCGCGGACGUGGAAGCUCCCUUGCUUGGAAGAUCGCCGAAAGUGAACUUUCACCCUCACGAUUCCGAAGAGGAAUUGGAUCAUGAAGUCAUAGAGAAGCGGGCCAAGCUUAGCAACAAAUACAAGAGAACGUUGUCAAACCCUAGGGAUGAGUUGAGGCAAUUUCGGUCGGGUCUUGCAUGGUUAGGGCUGGAUCAGUCCUCCACCAUCAAAGUCAUUUGGUCCGGGUUUGUUUUCGUUGCACUUGCGGCACUGGUGCCCAUAUUCAAUUUCACAUUCGUGUCUUGCGAGACGUGUGACGAAUCCCAUCAGCAUCCCUUCGAGAAGUUGGUCCAAAUAUCCGAGAGCGUCCUCGCCGCCGUGUCGUUCCUCUCUCUCUCGCACAUCUUACGUACCUACGGAUUGCGGAGGACGCUCCUGCUGGACAAGAUCGUGAAAGAGUCUGAGGAAGUGCAGCUAGGUUACGAGGAGAAGCUGAAGAAUUCCUUCUCCAUACUCGCGGGAAUGCUCUUCCCAACAUUCUUGAUUGCAAUAGCGCACAGAGGCUGGUGGUAUUCCUACGUCACCGUUUCAUUCCCAUACCUCGCGGAUGUCCCAAGGGUCAACGUGAUUCUAUUCGGGGCGGCCGUGAUUUCAUGGCUGUACAGAACCAGCGUCUUUCUCUUCAUGUGCGUCCUUUUCAGGCUCAUGUGCUCCCUUCAGGUGCUGAGGCUCAAGGGCUACAACAAGCUCUUAGAGACUACAUCUGAGGUGGCCAUCAUCCUCAAGGAGCACAUGAGAAUCCGGGCCCAGCUCACAACAAUCAGCCACAGAUUUCGCUUGUUCCUGAUAUUCGCGCUCUUCACCAUAGUCUUCAGCCAGCUCUCAUCCCUGUUCGAAAUCCUCUUAUCUGCGAAGCAGAUCAAUUUCUUCCGAGCUGGAGAUUUAGCAGUAUGCUCUUUGGUGCAGCUGACGGGCUUAAUGCUUUGCCUGCAGGGAGCAGCGAAGAUCACACACAAAGCUCAACACAUUGUAGCGGCCGUGAGCAAAUGGCAUGCACUGGCGACUUGCUGCCCAAGCACAAUCAUGCGAUCCGCAUCUGAUAAUCUUAAAGGAAAUGUGUAUGGCCCUGCUCACCCUUUGCUCAACAAAGGCUCAUCCUCCGAGGAUUUGGAGAUCACCAACCAGCUCACGUUCGAGCAGGAGCUUGCCCAUGACUUGGAAGCGUUCCAGAAGAGGCAGGCCCUGGUUACAUAUCUACAAUUCUCCCGUGCUGGUAUAUCUCUGUAUGGCUUUGUGCUGGACCGAGGUUUCCUCUACAUGAUCUUCGGCGUCACCUUCUCUUCUACUCUCUUCAUCCUCGGGAAGACUAUCCUUGCUUAGCUUCACACCGUGCCGCACCCAUCCAGGUACUCUUCAAUUUGGGCCCAGUUUUGCAGUAUUUAGGUAUAUAUACAUAUAUAUAGGCAAUGCUUGUUGAGAGGAAGGUUUGCUUUGUGGCGACCAAGUUCAGAAUUGGUUUUUUUUUUUUUUUUUUUUUUUUUUUUUUUUUCUUUUUUCUUUUGCCACACUGUUACGUUAUCUGCCUCAUUCCCAACGUUACUUAGUUACAUGAACUGGGUGGAGUUUAAGUUUGUGGUCACAUCAUCCUCACUCCCAGUUUUGCUUGAGGGUUGUAACACAAUGCGUGUACAAAGGAAACUGUACAUGCUUUGCAACUUUUUGAAGUAUUUUUUAGUUGUUGGGCUCUGCACUGGAUGGAAAGAAAGCAGAGGUUUUCAAAGAGAUCUUUCUUCUGUUAGGCAAGAGGAAGUCACUAGAUAUAGGGCCUUUUGUUUUGUAGUAUAUGACAGUUUGUAAUUCAACUCACAAGUUCAAAUGGUAUCAACAAUGAAAUCAGUGUAGGUUUGAGUGGUA